AAAUGUCCGCCGCUCCACCGAAUCGGUCGGUAUAAAAAGUUAAAAAAACAAGAAACACUCCUAGUUUCGUCCAAAUGGAACGCAGAUAUACUUAGUUUCCCCUAAACUCUAAUCCGUUAGCAUAAUUUCAUUUAUAAAUUUCCAAUAUUCAACAGUGAAAUCUCUUCAGUCGAAAGCGCCCCCCGCUUACAGAAUGCUUCUCCUUGAGGCAGUCAAAAAAUUUCCUUCCAUCAUAAAUGCAAGCAUGGGUCUCCCGAAGUUGUUGUGUAUAUUACUGGUGGUGUGUUCGGUGCAGAGCCUCCAGCUGGACAGCCAGGCUUCCACCAGGAAGCCCAGGGUCACCAAGUACAGCAAAACCACGGCCAUGCCGGGAGGAUCCACGGAGCCAGCCACCGAGCGCAGCGUGAUGACAGCCACGUACCGGCUGUACGGCAGCGGCGGAGAGACCUGCAUACUGCUCACGGUGGACGCUCUGCUAGACAUCUCCUACGUCACCAAGCUCAACGAACGCGCGGACGCGAACACCUUUGUCCCCAACAACGCGAACGUGGCGGGCGCGUGCAAAGAGAGCGACCUGGAAGUGUUGGUGCUAUCCUUCAAGGAGUUCGCAUUGGAGUGGACCUUCGCAAAAACGCCAGGGGGCGAGCGUUGGUACGUGGACAGCAUACGCAUCACGUACAACUCCAGCGCGCGCAUCCUGGAGCACGCAGCCAAGCAGGGCCGGCGCGUGACCCUCACCACGGGGCCCCGCGCGCUGCUGUUCCCCACACCCGUCGGCAAGUCCUUCUUCUGUCCUGAUGAAACUGUUAUUGACAUACUCGAGGAGGAGCCCAGCAACCCAACACUAGCGCACCGAGCCAAGCUAUACCUCAGACAGAUGCGGCUCCAGGCAUUCAUGUUCAAACGCGACGGUGAGUUCGGCCCCCCCUGGCACUGCUCCGACUCUACGCGCGCGCGCUCCGAGACCGCUCCCGUAGCGGUAGGCGCUACGCUUGCGUGUGCGACCGCCUUUACUCUAUUCGGCUACACUGUGUGGCGUUAUAUCAAAGUGAAGAAAGUGCAGUACGACACCAUGGAAUGAGGGGGCUGAAUGCGUUCUAAACUUUUUUUUUUUAAAUUUCAUUUCGUUGGCUGGGCACGGUUUUGUUUAUGCGAUUACAUUAGGUAACAAUUUGCGUAUAAAAUACCCGGAAUUAUUUUAUAAUGUUAUCAAAAAGUGUUAUGUUGAUUAGCAACAUCACUUGUAGUUCUUCCAUUUUGAUCAUUUAUUCGUAUGUAUAUUUUAGUAUAUUUUAGCACACUUUUAAUGAAAUAUUUUAUAGGUUUGCCUAUAUUUUUAUCAAUUUUAAUAUAUGUGAUAACUGAUAAUUGUUAUUUAUUAAUUUUAUCUACAUAAUCUUUUUAUUUACAAAUUUAAAAAAAAAAGAUAAUAUUGCUAUCAUAUCUCUGUAUAUAAUAUCUGUGCCGUUUACUUUAUAUUUAUUGUACUAAUAGUGACAGGAGAGUGUCAAAAAAAGUUAUAUCGAUGUGUUUUCAAACUUUAUUUAAGAUAAAAAUUACUCGGUAACGAAAGAGUACAUAAUUUUGCUUUCAUAUAGGUUUUAAGUUUAAAUUAAAUUAAUGUAACGAGUUGACUUUUAUUUAAAGUUAAUGUUGACGCUAUAUUUCAGUCUUCUAGUUUAGAACGCAUUUUAAGAGAAUCAGACAUAAAUUAAAAUGCAGUGAAUAUUGAAAAAUGCGCCCAUUAGUCCCUAAAAUUGUUGAAUAUUAUAAUUAUACUGUAUAUAAUUUUAAUGAAAACUGUACAUUAACCAUAUUUAUGUACUUAGACCUAUGCAGUUGUUAAAGUCCGGACUUAUUUUACACAUCAAGUAAGAAAUAUAGGUUUAAUCCUAUUUUUAAAAUUGAAAUACUACAUUAUCAGAAAUAUCACAUUAUAAAUAUAUCGCGUACUUUGAAAAAUGGAUGCCUGAAUGUAAGUACUUCCAUUUUACAUCCGUUAAUGUAGCGUACCUACAUUAAAGUACGCUUCGUAAUAUGAUAAGUGACUUUGAAUGACUUGCGAUCAUACUUUAUUAAUAAUUUAUUGGUAUUUUAUUGGCUUUAUAGGUAUGAAAGCUAUCGUUCUAAUAAACGCGUAUACCUCAUUUAAAAUUAAAGAUUUUAUUAUCUCACAUAAAUAUACGAAUAUACGAGUAAUUAUCUCGUGUAUGUUUGGUAAUAUAUUUUCAUAGUUAGUCGCAUGUACUUGUGAUUAUUAUUCAAGCGAAGACAUCGCUUUGUUAUUAUUAACCAUAUAAGUAUUUAAUCUUGUUGUCGAUAUAUUACUUAUCGAUGCACUGCUCGUGUAUGUAUGCAUGCGAUCUCAAGUAAAUUAUUUCGGUAUUAACAUAAAGGAUUUUUGGUUGGAGUUAAGAUUUCACGUUGAAGCGCAUGAAUAUGAAAUUGUUUAUUGUAAAGAUGUAAAAGUUCUGAUAUUUUUUUAACGCGAGUUGCUUGAAAUUACCUGCAUUAGAAUAUAUUUUGAAAUCGAAGUGACCGUUGUAGUGUUGUAUGGUAUCGAUAUUAUGGUAACGAUGAAUAUACAUAAGGUAGUUAUUCAAAAUUGUUGAUGACGUUUGAAAAUGUAUAUAAGUGCACUAAAAAGCGUAGGUAAUCAUUUAUGCUAAUGAAUUCGAGUGAUUGCAUAAAACGAUACUUGCAGCGAACAACAGAGUUGGUGUUUGAUAAGAAAAUUUAUAAACUAAAAUGUAAUUGUUUAAUAAUGUUGUUGAAGGUUGAAAAUUAUGUAAAAAUAUAUAUUUAAUCCCCCAUUAAUCCUGUAGGCUAGGUUGUGUGUUGAAUUCAAUAUGAAAGUAGUGAAAGUUCGGUGAAAACGGAAAAAAGUAUGAUUUAUCUAUGUCACUACACACUACCAUUUAUUAAUCUCGUCGUUGACUAAUCAUAACAUAUCAGAUGAUGAUAAUAAUAAUACUUUAAUGGACAAUCAUUUAUGUGUAAUUAUUAUAUUAUUAAGUUUAUAUGUAAGGUAUAUGGGAGGAGUGUAUAAUAUAAUUUAUUUUUAAAUUGUUUGCGGUAUAGCGGACAUAAUGAAGAUAUUACGUGUACAAGCAAUAAGUACUUUUUUAUUGGACGCCCGUCGUAACGACAUUUAUGGCAGAAUUUGAUGUUGUAAUGUGCGCAAAACUUGGACUGUCUAGUGUAAAUUUAUUAAGUAGAAUUAACUAUAAAGUAAUAGGUUAUUUAUUAAAUAUUAUAUACUGCUCAGUUCAGGCUUAAUAAUAAAUAUGAAAAAUAGACAACCGACUUUUGUUUCUACUACUGAAAUUUUUUAUUACUCAAUUAGUUAAUAAGUUUUGAGUACAUAUUUGAUGCUUAUUAAAUGAAAUAAGGGCUCACCAAGAUUGUAUUUUACAAUUUAAAUUUAAUUUCCAUAAUAAAGUUGUAUAAAUCUACAAAGCUUCCUUGAAGUUUGUUUACCUUAAUUAAAUUUCUCGUGUUAGGAUUAAAUAUAUUUUAUAUAAUAGGUUACAACAAUGAUAGAUAUUAUAUGCCUAUUAAUAGAGUUCUUUUGUAAUAUAUUUUCCACUUUUAGAUGUAGCUUUCUCAGGUUUUGUCGAAAUGAACCAUGGCAUCCAUUAAUUUAAGAUUUUGACUUUCUUUAAGAUUUUAUUUAUACCUAACUAUUUAUUUUAACGAAAAAUGAAUUUUACAAGUGCGAAAAUAUUAAAAAACUUACAUAUUAUCAUUAAUACGUGGUCAUCUACGGUUACCAAUUUCCUCGUUUGUGUACUUUAAUAUUGAACUGCGUAUGUAUUAAGUGAGAUUGCACUCAAGCGUUCGUUGUUUUUGAGUAUACAAAGGUGAUAAUAAUUUUUAUUUUUUAUCUAUUUACUAUUUAAAUACCAUUUCUAGAUUUAUUUAUUUAUUUGUCAUAAAUGUGUAUAAUUUUAUUUCACUUGCAAAAGAGUGUAUAUAUACCAGUAAAUAACUUGAACAUAUUUUAAUGUACGGUGACUCAAGUUUACAAAGUCUGAAUUAUUUAAUGGACUACUGUAUUUUCAUAGUUCAGGUUAUUUGCGUGUUAAAAUAAUUUAAUAAAAUAUCGAUAUCGAUAAGUGAAUAUAGUUGUGUGUCUACAACACUAGUGUCCAAGUUUUGCUAGUUAAGAUGUUGUGUGUUAACGCUUUCAUAAGUCAAAGCUUUCGAUUUGUUUGAAAUGUAUCUAAUACUCAUCAAUUACUAUUGCAUAUCGUUUUAAGUAAGUAAUACUUAAGUUAUUCAUAAGUGCAGUGUGUUUUAUUGGUUUGGUGCAUUAUGGGAAAAUCUUCUAUCAAAGUUGAGUGUAAAUUACAGCUGGUUUGAGUGAGUGUGAGAGUGUGUGUGUGUGCUUGAAAGUAUAUGUUUGUAUGUCAAAACAUUACUGGUAAUAUCAUAAAAAAUAGACAAUAUUUUAGUAAUUUUGUAACAUUUUUUUUACUAAUUUAAUUCCUAAUAUUUUCAAAAAAAUUGCUGCUAUUGCUGAAGUAGAAGCUACUAGGGCUUUUUGUGUAUCUUUCUUUGGUCAAAGAUUUCCCAGAAUUGUUCCAAAAAUAAAACGCCCUGUAUAAUAUGAUAUGUGUUAUGUGAUCAUCCUGUAUUCGUAAGUUUGUAUCUUAUUUCUAAAAGGUUCGUCUUGGCGCACAUGAUUGUUUUUACGAAUGAUGACUUUUACAUCGACCGACGGCGGCAAUGUAAAAACAGUCACCCGGCUUAAAAAUACUAUAGUUAAAUGAACCACCUAAAAAAAUGGCAAAAGCCCUAAUUAAAAUAAACAUUGCAAAAAAGAGAGAAAAAAAAAUAAUUGAAAUUAAAAUUUAUUAAAAGUGAAAUUACUUUAUAUUUGCCAGUUUUAGCAGUCCACAGGUCCACAGGAGACACACGUCUCCAUCUUUAUAUAUACAUACAUACAUUCAGUAUUUUUUCAUUUUUUUAGCGUUAGGGAUGGUAGAAUAACAGUGGAAUUCAUAGGCGUUGUAGGAGCACCCUCAGGGGAUCAUUCACCCGCUAAGUGUCCAAUUCUCAAAGAAAUAGAGGUUAAAUUCGACACUCAGCGGCUGAAUGAUCCCCUGGGAGUGCCCCUACAAUGUCUAUGAAUUCCACUGUAAGAGUUAAUAAGUAACUCCAUGUUACCGUGGGCUGUUCGUAAUAACAAUCAUGUGCACUCAAUUGCAAAAAACUCGUUGAGCUUUAGCCUAAGUUAGUUAUAUAGUCCUUCCUACCUAGCUUGUGCUGUAUAUAACAUGGCUAUGUUUUUGCCGAGUGAUAAAGCGUUGUUUCAUGUAUUUUUUACAUAUGUACUUGGAUUUUUCGAUACAUUUAUGGGCAAAAUGUAUGUUGAUUCCAGUCCAAUUUUGAAAAUGAUUACCGUGAAAGGUCAAAUUGGUGUGACUUUGCAAUCAAUUUUAAUAAAUUAACUUAAUAGUAAGGGUUUUUGUGAGUAUUAUUUGUAAAUAUUGCUUCUUUCUGACUUUCUGGCUUGUUUCCCGGUGGUUUUCCACUGAACAUCAGGUGGAAAUUUUAUUUCUUAAAAAGAAACAAAUCAUUUUCUGAUAUAGGUUAGUUGGUGGUUGGUUUUCCAUGGAUUUUCCACUUAAUGUUGGGCGGAUUGUUCAGCCAAAAAAAAGCAAUAUCUAGCGGUAAAAUUUUACUAUUGUUCAAUUAUUAUGCACUAAAGUUUGAAUCCCAUUUUUAUGCCAUUAGAAUCUUAUUAAUUUAAAAUAGUUAUUUACAGUUCUAAAAAAUUUCAAAUGCAAAGUUACGCAGAUUAGUUGCUGAUAUUAAUUAAAAAUAUAUAUGUUAUUACUUGCAAAUUAUUUAUAUCAAAAAGUGUUUAUAAUUUUAUAUCUUAAGCAAUCUAGUAAUUAAUGACUACUUUACUAGUUGUUUAUCUAUUAAUUGGAUUGGAACCAGCAAUACUGAGCUGUAUUCAUCUAAUAUUGUAAAUAUUUCUUGAAUUAUCGUGUUUCGUGCCACCCUUAAUGAAAAUUUUUCAAUGUGUCUUGCACUAUUGUUUCAAUUUUUCAAUCUAAAAUGUUUGUAAUUUAUUGUAAUGGUCUAAGAACUGAUGGGAAGUUUCAAAAUAGGUAGGUACUGCAAGUGAGUUUGUAAUACGGUUCGCCGUCUAACACAUUUAAAAUUCAGUUUUUUUUUGUCAUUUGAAAAAAGUUAUUUUUGUCUCACUUUCUGUUCGGAAUAACUUAUUUGUUUGUGAAAUUCGGGCCGCAAAAUUCUACUUUACCAGCGUCGAAUUCGAAUUUCGAAUGUUUCUAAAGGCUCUAGUUUCUAAAGACUAAAGUUUCUCGUUGCAGUGAGAUGAAAAGUGCGCACGUCGUGCAUCCCGCUAUUUACAUCCCGCUACUCUUUGGAUUCAAUUGAGUGAUGUCGAUAAGCGGAUUUGUUUACAUAGUAUGUCCUUUAGUUACCAUAUUACAAAGUUUAAUUUUUCCAAGUACCGACCUCAAACAAAAUUUCCUGCUAGUUCUCAGAUCAUAUUCGUUUAUCGAAAAAAAAGGAUUCUGAAUAUUUCUGAAAAGUUUUCUAGUUAGAUGAUAAAAAGUUCUAUUUUCCUAAUAUUUUGUAUUGGACUCCCGUAGUUUUUUCCUCAAUAGUUUGGUAGUUUACGUACAUAUCGGUGCAUUUGUAUUAAAAAAAAUAAUGUACUAAAAAAAUAUUAUAUGCCAUACGAUUUGUCUUCCAGUAACAUUGAUCUUGUAACAAUAGCGUAAAGUAUUGUAGCUUAUUAUAUACAUAAAUUACUAAUUAUGGUCAUAAAGCGUGACGCGCAUGUUGGAUUUUAGAAUCGGAUAGAUAACUAUUAAAUUCAUAUAAGUUAGGUAACAGUUCACUAUUUACAGAACAGAUCGUAAAAAGGGCCAUGGUAGCACGAGUGAUUUUUGUUGCAAUAAGGCAAAGCCAAAUUGCUCAAUAGACAGCGUAGGUGCUACAAUGGCUAAUUAUGUGCAGUGGCAUACAAUACUUUUUCUACAAGCAUGAUAAAAUAAAUAAAAGAAUUAAUAAAACUUGGUAAUUAAUAUAUAAUUGGCGUUGGGCAUGGCCUCCUCGAUUUAGUAUCAGUGUGGCGUGGCCUUCCAGAUUUUGUCUUUAUGAGGAAUUGUAGCCAAUGCCAUGGAACUACUUAAAAAUUAAAAAAAAAAAUGGGGCACGGUUUACCAGUGUGGUAAUGAACCAAAUUACCAAAUGACCUGUAUGAAUAGGCUUCGUUAUAUGGUUUGAGGUUUUAUAUUCAGUAGAUUCCGAAAUGGGAGUAGAAACAAACAGUUUCUAGCCCCUUGUAUAGAUUCCGUCGAUUAUAAAAUAAAUCAAGCGCGUCUUACUAAAAGGUGGUGGUGCUAUGGUAUUUGAAAUGAGAUUCCUAAUAAUUAUAACACAGGUGUGUAUUAUUAUAUUUAUUUCAACAAUUAAUUGGCCGGCUCGGGGCCUAAUAAUAUAUUAAUUGUUUAAUAAUAAUCGAGGGAUAAUAAAUUAAUCGUUUAAGAAUUUUAGUAGGCAUUCGUCUAUGAGUUUUAUGAGACGAGCAUAUUUGGAUUUUCUAAUUUUUUUUAUUUUUAAUUGUCAAAAUCGUGGCGCUUGUCGCCGGGGCCAUGACCCCCCUUAGCCCCCCCCAUCGCUACGCCACUGGUAAGUGUUAAUAUUCUGUUAAAUGCAUAUCACUACAAAUAUAUUUUACUAAUGGUAUAAUUAUAUACAGCGUAAAAAUGGACAGUAUUUUUAAAUGAAGGGACUAAAAAGAAAUUAAUGAUACUCAUAUGCUAAAUCCAGUAGAACAUUGAUAAAAAGCAUACGCAUAAUUUUAUCUGCUUCUUUGUGAUCAUCAACAAUCUAUAUUCGGCUCACUGUUGCGUACGAGUCUCGUCUCAGAAUGGUCUCAUGAGGAUUGGCAGGCUUCACACACGCAGAGAAUUAGGUAAAUUCUCAGGUGUGCAGAUUCCUCACGAUGUUUGUCUUUCACCGUUUUUAAUUUAUUUAAUUUCUUAUAAUGCACAUAGCUAAAAAGUUGGAGGUGCAUGCCAGAUUCGAACCUACACCCUCCGAAUCAAAGGCAGAGGUCAUAUCCACUGGGCUAUCACGGCUCUUACUUAAAAUUGUCAUAGACCAAUAAUUGUAAUGCAUAAGAACAGCGAAGAUGUGGAAUGCCCUUCCGGCUUCUGUGUUUUCUAACACUUUUGAUUUUUUCACCUUCAAGGCAAGAGUGAAUAGGCAUCUUCAUUGGUUUAUCUAGGAUAACUUCCCGGGAUGGGCCCACAUAUUACUGAACAGAAUCGACACUCAAUAUAAAAACGUUAACCAUAUAUUUUGUGGACGCAGAACUCUGAUAUGACUUGACUUUUUUUUUUCUAUUAUAUCUAGGGUAGGUAUCCGAAAAGGUUUUAAUAUAUUUUUCAAAAUCUUUAUUGUAGGUUUUUCUUUAUUAUAAGUUGUAAUGGUCAUUAUUUGAUAUUUAAAAUUAUAUUUUGUGUAAAAUUAUUAGUAUUUCCGCAUCCAUCAUAGAAUUUCAAAUCGGUAGCCCAGUAUCCUAGGGUGGGCACUGGACCAUUCUUGGGUAGGCUCGACCCACCCGGCCCACCCGCUAUAUACACCUAUGGGCAUCUUCUAGGCAAGCGCGCUCCAACCGAGACCUCAUCAUUGCUUUCUACCAGGCAUGAUUGUAGUCAAACGCAAGUCUAUUCUGAAUUAAAAAAAUGUUUUAAAUUGCGUAAUACUCUUUUAAAGCUAAGCCUUUGUUAAUGUAUCUUUGUUUUACUUUACAACUAGUGAGCCAUCUACAUUUUCUGACUUCUGCAAUAAUACGGAAUUCUGUCUUCUGCAAUAAUACAGAAUCAUAAGCCUAUUAUUUAAGCUCUCAAGCUUAGCAUAUGUACGGUAUUUAAACAAUAUGUAACUUUUAUGGAGCACCAUAACUCCACCACCGAAUACUGUAUAAGUGACAUAUCUCAAAUUAUUGUAACUUAGUGCGUUCAUUUAUUAACAAUUGUCUUUAUGAAUAAAUGACGUCGAAUUAAA
Bicyclus anynana (squinting bush brown) is the source of this 9063-nucleotide messenger RNA. RefSeq names its product lysosome-associated membrane glycoprotein 1. NCBI's taxonomy places the organism in Eukaryota, Metazoa, Arthropoda, Insecta, Lepidoptera, Nymphalidae. The transcript is spliced from 6 exons. Gene Ontology annotation, cellular component: membrane. The record is from RefSeq and is a predicted model, not a curated record. The coding region runs from base 194 to 1081 and encodes 295 amino acids.